Messenger RNA from Paramormyrops kingsleyae, 2397 nucleotides. It is a transcript of the gene dcp1b, whose product is annotated as decapping mRNA 1B. Gene Ontology annotation, biological process: deadenylation-independent decapping of nuclear-transcribed mRNA; positive regulation of catalytic activity; deadenylation-dependent decapping of nuclear-transcribed mRNA. NCBI's taxonomy places the organism in Eukaryota, Metazoa, Chordata, Actinopteri, Osteoglossiformes, Mormyridae. Gene Ontology annotation, cellular component: P-body. The record is from RefSeq and is a predicted model, not a curated record. Gene Ontology annotation, molecular function: mRNA binding; enzyme activator activity.
GGGGAGGCGGGUCACAUGACCUUGGAGGCACACAGCUCCCAGUAAGCACGCUGCAGACUGAUCCUAACCCACCCUGUCAAUCAUUAAACUCUUGAGGAUGGUUGGUUUUCCUACACCAACUUAUCUGCUGCCUGUCUUACUCAGUCCAUUGUUUACGUCACCUAAGCUAGUUCAUAGUUUCAUUCCUCAGAGUAAUAAAAUAAACAAAGUGAAUUGUUACAGCAAGUAUUGUUAUUAUAAAGGAUUUUAAAGCCUGUGAAAUGUCAGUAAGCCUGCAACCUCUGUCUGUACGCUUCCAGCCUGCCUUUAAUCUAACCUUUGUGUCCAUUCUCUUGGCUUCAGGGUCCAUCUAUGGCAUCUGGUUCUAUGACAAAGAGGACUGCCAGCGAAUAGCAGAGCUCAUGAAGAAUCUGACGCAGCAGGAGCAGCUCCUGGCACAGCAGGGGGAGGGAGCUUCUCCGGGGUCUUUUCCUGCCAGGGAUGGCAAAGGAGUUGACAUUCUGCAAAUGCUGACCAAAGCCAGAGUCGAGUACGAUAAGGGAAAGCCAGCUUCAGAGCCCAAGGAAAUAACCAGCAGCAGCGUGAUCCAUGACAACCCCAACCUGAUUAAACCCAUCCCAGUCAAGCCCCUGGAAAGGCACACUCCCAGCCACCAACAGCCCCCCCAGGACACUGACACAAAACCCAAACAUCAUUUACUGGCUGCCCUUUUCGGGGCGCCCUCCAGGCCUGAAGAUUUGCCCCCACCAACAACAUCAGGACUCUGCGGAGGGCGCCCUCCAGUGGCUCGUUCCCUGUCCUACGAGGAGCCUGGCCAGAAAGGCGGCAUUAAGCCGGCGCCAUCGACCCCGGCCCAGCCCUGUGCGGCUAUUCAGAAGCUGAUGGCGACGCAGCGUGGCCCAGGGGAGCUGCUGCAGCCUGUCUCCGAGUCACCAGAAAACCGGCUGUGUGAGAACGGCGGGGCAGGACCUACCCACUGCCGGCCCGCAGACCCCCUGCAGAGACUUUUCCCAGACCCCUCUGCCUCCUGCUGCCCCCAUGGAGCCCAUGCCCAGCCAGCACCAGUCCUCCACUGCCUCCAGCCACCCCCAGCCCCGGCUCAGCCCCAAACCCAGGCUGACCUUGCCCAGCCACUGUUCUUCAGCCCCGGCAAGCCCUCACAGGUCUCCCCCCACGAGUUGCUGCAGCGUCUUCAGCUGGUGCAGCAGGAGCAGAGUCAGGCUGCCGAGCCCCCCCGACCCCCCCUUGCACCGCGCUUCCAGGAACCGUCCACCUGGGUCGAUAGGGCAGCCCCUGCACCCGCCCCUCCUGCCUCCGCACCACCUGUCACUCACAAGCCCAACCCACUUUUCCAGGUGAUCUCCCCCCAGCGUAUUCCCGCCACCGUGGCUCCCACCCAGUUGCUGUCGCCCAUGGCCUUCUCCCAGACCAAGCCCUCCAAGCCUGUCACUGACCCGUGCCCCCCCUCCACCUCACUGAUUCCCUCUCACACUCUGACUCGGAGUCAGCUCCAGGCCACACUUCUGCAUCUCAUCCAGAAUGACGUUGCCUUCCUGGACACCAUCUAUGAGUCUUAUGUUGCCACGGUCACACAAGAUACAGCCGCAAAAAACUUCUGAAUGGGGGAACUGAGGAUGGACACCAAUGCCACCAUUUGUAGCCACUUUGUUUCAGUAAUUUGACCGAAACUUCUUUAGCUGUCCACGUUUAAUUUAAAAUUUUAAAGUUGCGAUUUGAUUUUACAGUUCUAUUAUUAUCAUGAAUAAGCAGCAAGACAUUUUAUACAAGAUGCAUGUAACCUGGUCUGCCAUUUUAACGUGCUUGUAUAUAGUGUGUCCCUGCCAUAAUGAAGUGGUACCCCAGCCUUAAAAAGACUUUCUCAUUAACAACAACUAGCCUGGGGCCCCCUGGGGGGUAUUCCACAAAGCAGGAUUUUUUUUUCAUUAGCUAGAUAACUUAAGCCAAAUGUAAGGAUUGUCCAAUAAGAAUGUUACUUAGCUCUCCUCUUACUGGACGAUUUUCACAUUUGGCUUUAGUUAUCCAGCUACCUGGGAUACUUUGUGGAAUACCCCCCAGGUCUCUACAGCACACAGGGAAAACACCUCAGAUUCAAGCCAACUCUGUUCCAGAAACCUCAUUCUGCUUCCUAAGACUCAUAAACAAUGGAAAAUAUUUUAUUUUACAAAACACAAAAUAGAUAUUUUUCUAUUGUGCCGUGAUGUGUUCUUCCUAAGCAGGUAAAAUCCUAUUUUACAUUUUUCUGUAUAGGGAAAAAAAGCCCAUUCUUACAAAAUCUUUAUCGCUUGAGUCUUAUAUCCAGAGUUUCAGUUUUACUCAUUUAUUUUAAAUGGAUAAAUCAAUAAAUAAAUAAAGUGUUUUGUUUUGACCAUCUUAAAA